This is a messenger RNA of Carassius auratus (goldfish), 739 nucleotides long. Its product is annotated as cytochrome c oxidase subunit 6B1-like. Gene Ontology annotation, cellular component: mitochondrion; respiratory chain complex IV. The transcript is spliced from 4 exons. The record is from RefSeq and is a predicted model, not a curated record. NCBI's taxonomy places the organism in Eukaryota, Metazoa, Chordata, Actinopteri, Cypriniformes, Cyprinidae. Bases 271 to 531 code for a protein of 86 amino acids.
GUUCAAUAAUUCAUCCGCUGUGUUUCCCUGCAUGUGCGCUUUUGAGUGCUCCUUCCUGGAGUUCUAGUCACAUCCUAUUGUGAUCGCAUCUCAGUUGUUUCGUUUCAAUGUGACCCGAGUCCGCCAUACUGAGAGUAAAGGACUGCACGCCAGCGCUCAAGUGCACUUAACAUCACACACAGCAAGUGAACCAACGAGGAUUGUCUGUCACUCAACAAAAGUCACUUCGCACAGCCAGCCGCCUCAGACAGUUUAUCUGAAUUAAGAGUCAUGGCCGAAGACAUUCAGCAGAAACUGGAGAAGUACCGCACGGCGCCCUUCGACGCGCGCUUCCCGAACCAGAACCAGACCAGAAACUGCUGGCAGAACUACGUGGAUUUUUAUCGCUGCCAAAAAGCUCUGGAUGCCAAAGGUGUGGACACCGCUCCAUGUGACUGGUACAAGAGGGUCUACAAAUCUCUCUGCCCUCUAUCCUGGAUUGAGAAGUGGGACACUCAGAGGGAAGACGGAACAUUUCCAGGAAAGAUCUGAAGAGCACACAGUCUCCAGAGAACUGCAUCAGGGGAACCGAAACACAUCUGUCUGUGAUAUCUCACCCCGGUCCAGCAGGGCCUUAUCAAUGUUUGUCCAAAAGUGCUCGUGUCAGGCUGGAGGAUGAGAUCGAUUGUUAACGUCAUUCCUUAUUUAAAUGAAAGUAUUGCAGAUUCUACAUUAAAAUCUCUCAGGCUUUGAAAUGUGA